CUUCUCCUCUGCUUUUCUUGGUUGCUUCUUCUUCUUCUUCUUCUCGUUUGCUGCGUUCUCAAGCCAGGCAUCGAUCCUCCAUUGAUCUGCAGGUUUACUCUUCCCGGCAGCGGAACAUCCUGACGAUGGCCGACGCCGACAACUACUCCAGUGGUGGCGGUGGCGGGAGCGGCUGGGAGGUUGUGUCGCUCACCGCGUCCACCUACGCAGCAGCGCCAGGCCCAGUCCCGCCACUCCUCCUCGACUCCCAGACAGAGCUUUCCCCUCCUGCUGAUGCUGCUGCGAUCUUCAUGUCCCAGCACUUCAAUUUGCCAGCGGACGCACCUCUUGCCGAUCUGAACGGUCCACGCGAAGAAGAGGAACCCAACCCUGCCAUGGUUGAUGACGAAGCUGCCGGCACUGAAGAUCUCAACAUGCAAAACGAGCGCAAGACAGAGAUGCAGGAUGAUAGCCUCACAGGUUCAGAAUUUCUGAGUGAUGGGAAUGGCCUGCAGGAAGGAUGCGGGCUUGUCGGUUCAGCCGUUGGGGAACGGCUAUCCACCAUUCUCUGCCCUCCUGACGCGGCAGGUUCAGAUAUCCGACCCACAACUCACCACCGUGCUGCGGCGGAUGUCAAUUCUGCUUCCCCGCCUGCUGCUCAUGUCGUUACUGCUGUAUCUCUUUCUUCCGGAGCUGCGUCUGAUGCAGCAUACAAGGGCCCUUCCUCAAAGAUCCCAUGCGAAUCUCAUGCGUGGUGGAACAAGACAUUCUCGUUUCUGCGCAGCAAUUCCAAACAGUCGCUCACCUUCCGCUUCGUCUUCGUCGCCGCUACCAUCGCUGGGCUGGCCUUCCCGGGGCAGCGCGACAGGUUGCAGCUCAGGCUCGAGUUCAAUGUCGACACCGAGAAGAUGAGUUCCGCUGUGAGGGAUCCACUUGGUCAGGUGAAACUCAACAUGCUUGUUGGUGGCAGCCCUGUCGCCCAGGGGUAACUAAAAAGCUGCAUGUAAGAAGUGUGGUGAUGCUGUCGCCGAUGAUGAAGAAAAAUUUAGUAUGGUAAACAAAGUUGAUGAUGACGAAAAAAUCUGAUGGUGAAGAUUUGUAGCUAGCUGUUCCAAUGUAUUUAAAUAUCUUAGUGUGUUCCUCUCUCCAGUCUGUUAGUAGCCAAUGUAGCGAAUGGUGUGAGUACAUUAGUGUUGCUUAAUUAAUUCUCUCUGUCUAGAAUUACUGCAAAUACUGAAGUGCAAUUAAGCAGCGACCUAGUAUCACUUAGUCUUGCAGGUGAUGUGUUUGAUCUCUGCCAGAGUUGGUUGAGUAUCCAUCAGCAUCAAACAUUUCAUUUGCUUUAGGUACUCCUGUUUUGUCUCAUACUAUGUAGAUCGAACGCAUAUAUGUUCAACUUUAUUAA
Lolium rigidum is the source of this 1384-nucleotide messenger RNA. Its product is annotated as ATG8-interacting protein 2-like. Gene Ontology annotation, cellular component: intracellular membrane-bounded organelle. The record is from RefSeq and is a predicted model, not a curated record. The transcript has 3 exons. The coding region runs from base 126 to 968 and encodes 280 amino acids. NCBI's taxonomy places the organism in Eukaryota, Viridiplantae, Streptophyta, Magnoliopsida, Poales, Poaceae.